This is a messenger RNA of Ceratitis capitata (Mediterranean fruit fly), 1507 nucleotides long. Its product is annotated as odorant receptor 83a-like. Gene Ontology annotation, molecular function: olfactory receptor activity; odorant binding. Gene Ontology annotation, biological process: sensory perception of smell; detection of chemical stimulus involved in sensory perception of smell. Lineage: Eukaryota; Metazoa; Arthropoda; Insecta; Diptera; Tephritidae. Gene Ontology annotation, cellular component: plasma membrane. The record is from RefSeq and is a predicted model, not a curated record. The transcript has 5 exons. Bases 1 to 1416 code for a protein of 471 amino acids.
AUGGCAUUAGCGGAUAGAAAGACGCCACCAACCGAUACGGAGCACAUAGGAUGCCCAGUUUAUAGUACGCAACGUCGGGAUAUGUUCAGAUUUAUGCGCUGGAACCUGUGGUUCACCGCUAUGUGUCGCCUGCCACUCGAGUAUUAUUUUCCCACUUGUCUACGAUGCCUCGCCAACACACUGGAUUGGACAUAUGAAGUGUUUUUAUAUUUUACUUUACUACACAUCGACAUACUCUUCAUGUGCACCAUAUAUUUGAAUAAGGACAAAGGUGAUUUGGCACUUAUAGUGAGUUGUAUGAUACAAACAGUUAUCUAUACAUGGGCGCUAAUCAUUAAGGUCUUCUUCAAACGUGUCAAGCCUAAGCGAGUGGCGAAAUUAAUGCAAUAUUUGAAUAAUGAAUGCCGAACUCACUCAGCCGCUGGCUUCACUUAUGUAACAGUAAAGGAUAGCGUCGAAUUAUCAAAAAAUUGGAUAUCCAUAUUUUUGAUUUGUUGUUAUGCCGGCGUAACAUUUUGGUUAUUUGUUCCGAUCUUUAAUGCUGAUCGUAGCCUCCCUUUAGCCUGCUGGUAUCCAAUCGAUUAUAAGGUACCCGUUAUUUAUGAGAGUAUAUACCUACUUCAAACCAUCGGUCAACUACAAAUCGCUGGAGCUUUCGGCUGUACAAGUGCUUUCUACUUGCUUGCCUGUGUGUUGUUCUCCGGCCAAUUCGAUGUACUCAACUGUAGUCUGAAGAAUAUCUUAGCUACCGCGUAUAUAAAUUUAGGAAAGUCCAAAUCGGAGCUUUGCAAACUUCGCGACAAGCAAUAUAUUGCCGACAAGGAACUCAAUCAGUAUUAUUGUUCUAAGGAAUACAAAAGCGAUUUGGAUUGCCUACCACAUUUGAUGAAUGUGGCAACGCCGAAGCCAAAAACUUUAUAUGCCGCAUUCAAACAGGCAUUUAUACCCUGCAUAACACAUCAUCGUUACAUACUUUAUGGCUUACAAAUGUUGGAAGAUAUAUACAGCUUGUUAUGGCUUCUAAAAACGAUGGAAGUUACAGUGUUAGUGUGUUUGGUCGCAUUUGCUUGGGUGAAAUCCACCACUGCCAAAUCAUUUCUCAGUAUCCUGUCUUUAAGUCAAUAUUUACUCUUAGCUCUUUGGGAAAUGUUCAUGAUUUGUUAUUCGGGUGAAAUCAUCUUUCUGAAUAGUCAACGCUGCGAUGAAGCUCUACAACGUAGUCCAUGGUACUUGCAUGCCAAUGAAAUCAAACAGGAUACUUUAUUUUUCAUACUGAAUGCUCAAAGACCUUUUCGUUUGACUGGUGGCAAAAUGUUCGAUUUGAAUGUGGAGAAGUUUCGUAGUAUUUUAACAACAUCUUUCUCAAUUUUGACCAUUUUGCAAAAAAUGGAUGUGAGACCAACGCAGCCGAAGUGACUUAAUAUUUAUGGUUUAUUUAUUUUGGAGCGAAUGGAAAAUGUACUCGUGAACUGGCAAUGAAAUUUAAAAUACAUAUAUGGAAUGCAUU